CCUCCUUUGUUUGACACUUUUCCUGAAAUGGGUGUGAGGCAUUUGGAAAUAGUUGUCCAAAAAGACUAAACAUCCACUUCACAGUGUGGAUUUGCACUUCGCGCACUUCACCUGCAUGCGCGCAGUGCUGCUCGCAAGUCGGACUGUUCUUACCCAUGUGCGUGUAAGCUGGAAGACCGCGCUGCAGCACUGCUAUUAGUGCUGAUAGUGGAACCUGUUAUUGGAGUAGAUAGAGAAACCGGCAACACCCGCAGCCCCUGCUGCUCUUAACUUGGUGCGUAAACGGUUUACGCUUUCAAUCACCUUCUUGGCUGCCGCAAGGCUGAGGCUUCCAAACAGCGCACAGGGCGAGUGGUCAGAACCUAGCUGGUGAGUGAAGAUGAUUCCUGUGCUGAUCUGGGCUUUGAUAUCACUGAAUGUAGCAGAAAAUGACUUAGAUGCUCUGUACCCUGGCCUGGAGCAUUCGAGAACCAUUUAUGUCACAGAAAAUGGCCCCCAACUGUCAGUGGUAGCAGAAAAAACCAAAGUGGUGUCGAGGCGAGGGGGAAAUGCUACUUUACCAUGCACGAUUCUAAGGGACCAAUCACUGGCACUAAACCGUAAGAUGCGGAUCAAAUGGACCAAGCUGACCUCAGACUAUCUAAAAGAGGUGGAUGUGUUUGUUGCCAUGGAUUAUCACAAAAGGAGUUAUGGCAGAUUCCAUGGACGUGUCCACCUACAAGGUUCUUCGGCCAUGGAUGCUUCUCUAGUCAUUACAGAAAUCACUUUGGAGGAUUACGGGAGGUACAAAUGUGAAGUAAUUGACGGGCUGGAAGAUGGAACAGCAGUGGUGUCGCUGGACCUUGAAGGUGUUGUCUUCCCAUACUACCCCCGCUUGGGACGCUACAACCUUAAUUUCUACGAUGCAGAGCGUGCGUGCCACGAUCAGGAUGCCAUCGUGGCAUCUUUUGACCAGCUGUAUGACGCAUGGCGGGGAGGGAUGGACUGGUGCAAUGCUGGCUGGCUGUCUGAUGGCACAGUCCAGUAUCCCAUCAACACCCCCAGAGAACCCUGUGGUGGCAAGAACACAGUGCCAGGCAUUCGGAACUAUGGGUUGAGAGACAAGGACAAGAACCACUACGAUGUUUUCUGCUUUACCUCCCACUACAAAGGUCGUUUCUACUACCUGAUCCAACCCUUUAAGCUGACCUAUGAUGAGGCAGUCAGGGCAUGCCAAAAAGAUGGUGCUCAAAUUGCCAAGGUUGGCCAGAUGUAUGCUGCCUGGAAGCUGCUGGGCUAUGACCGCUGUGAUGCAGGCUGGUUGGAAGAUGGCAGUGUCCGUUACCCCAUCUCUCACCCCCGCCGGCGCUGCAGUCCCACCGAAGCUGCUGUUAGGUUCAGUGGCUUCCCUGACAAGAAGCAUAAGCUGUAUGGAGUGUAUUGUUUCAAGGGCCACAACUGAGCCACAACACACAUCCAUUACAUACACUAGCAUGCAUCAACACAUACAUUAAUGAACAUAAUAAUUGAGGGAAAAAAACAGAGAAAAAAGCACAUUCAAACUGUGAUUUUCUUUUUUUUAAUGGAAACUUUAAGAUGUUUUAUCCAGACCGAUUCAUGUUGUGCUUUGUAAACUGGGACCUUAUAUUCUACAAGGGAUAGUUUAUGCAUAUUUAAGGUUUAUAUUAUUUAAUCAAUGCCCUUCAGAGGGGUGGGCACGUUGUUGUGGGGAUUAGAUAACCUACGGCUACAGACAUACUGUCAUUUACAAAUGGACUAGGCUCGUCAAAGUCUGAAAGUCUGAAGCGUAACUAAUCCAAUCUCUGCUGUUCAAUGUCAACAAGGUGCUGAGACAGGUACUUUGUAAAUCAUCCUACCACCCAGUGUUUUAUUUUUUUAAUACAAACGUGAUGAACCAAACAUUUGUCUCAUCACCAAAAUGAAAAAGAAAUCAUUUAACUGUUAGCAUUGUUUAUGUUUUCUAAGUAUGUAGAAUGUGAUAAUCUAGAAAUGUAUUUCUGUUAAUGACUAUUUUUUGAUAUACUGUAGAAAUAUUUAGAAUAUAAUUUUUAUCUUUCUGGUCAAACUAUCCAAGUCUAUUGGGUUUACAUGAAACAUACAAUAACGGUGGAAGAAAACACCACAAAAAAUGAUUUUGCACUGAAUUUAUCGAAUAUGAUGCGUAGAGGAGAGAAGACAACAGCAGUUUGCUCUUUGCAGCAAUACAGAAUGCCUGGCAUAAAAAAAUACUUUGCAGUGCUAGAGUAUGUUUUGUUCUUUAGAGCAUGACUUGACUUCAACAGCAAAAUCGCUCUUAGAGCAUUGCUACUCUUGCUAUCUAUUUAGCGCCUUAUAGACUGCUAUUUUUGAUACAAAUGCCAUAGAUUCUUCUAGCUUAUUACCAGAGCCAGGCUUUGUCCUGCUUGUGACUCAUCUUGGUCAUUAGCUCAGCAAUCCCAGUGCAACCUGAGAGGACAAUCAAAAAAAUCUAUUACCUGUUAUUCAGUUGUGGGUUUGACCUUCAGCAUGUGUUUGUGAUAUCAUAAAAAUCUGCUUUCUGCAUACAGUGUUGCUUGACCUUUAAAUCAAAUUUUUCUACUGCAUUCCUCUCCUAUGAUGGUGCUAGGCUGCUGUAAACUAGAAUUGUAGCGAGCAUUGGAAAAUUUAGAUUUAAAUCCAGGUUAUGCUCAGGGUUAUGUUUGAUCUAUUUUAGUCAAAAAAAAAAAGCAAAAAAAUACAAAGAAAUAAAUAUUAGUCAUGUCACAAAAGCAAAGAUUUAGUUGUUUGUACCACUGAAAUUGCAAAAUUCUUUGUGUCAAAUGCAAAGAAAAAAGCAAAAUAGUGACAGUUAGUAUGCUAACAGACACACACGGCCAAUGACUACUACUCACACUGUGGAUUAUCAUUUUAGCCUAAACAAGAUUUCCAAACUUUGUGGACCCAAAAAUCUACCCUCUCUUUAACAAGUCAUGUAGUAUUGAUGCUUUUUUGCGGAAAAAAAAAGACUUGCUAAAUGGGUUUUAAAAGUUUCCAAAGGAAAUUGAAAAAAUACUUAGUGUUUGUUGAUUGUUAAAUUGUUAAAUUGUGACUAAAAAUAAUAUGUAACUUUUUUUUGAAUAAAUUGGGACUAAUGCUAGAGCAGAAUAUUCAGAAAACUUACUAAUGGAUACCAGGUAAAAGAAUAUGGUGCUGAGGUUAACAGAGAUAACACUCUGUGGCUGACUUACACAGUAAAGUAUAUAGAGAUGAAGUCUAAGGUCCUGACCUGGCUCCUUUAUUGCUAUCUAAGCUCUGCAAGGCACAGCCAUGAAGCAGCCAACCUGCCUCUGCAGGCAGGCAGCAGGCAUGCAGCCAACCAAUGAGACAGAAAUACAAUACAUUCAAAUACCAGUUCUUCCUGCAGGAGCCUCUAAAGGUUUCUUCCAUUUAAGGGUAUAACAGUAAAUGUAAUGUGUAAACUCACUGUACACAGCCCAAGAUGGAAAAGACUGGAGUUUAGGUAAUGUAAUUGGAAUGGUGCAGAGUUGGCUAUACUUGGCUACUCAAGUCACUGCACAAUCAGAGUUUUGCUAUACUUAUCAUCACUGAACUGCUGGAUGAAAAUAGCUUCCUGUAAUGAUCACACACUGAUGAUGUGGAAGAUAAAAUGCUAUAACAGCUGUGAAGUAAACACUUACUAAAGAUCUGUUUUAUUUAAUUUACUUCUUUUGUAUUAGUGUAUUGAUUAGAAUUAUUGCAAAAAUUACAGUUAAUUAAAUGAAUAGUUUGACAUUUGUGAAAGUGCAAACUGGUAUGGUAAGACACAGCUGUGUAAUUGCUAGAUCUCAUAAUGUGCUAUAAAAUCAAGACAUUUCUUGAAAGUAAACAGUAUUAUGUGUUAAUUGGUAAGAUUCUGAGCUACAUGUUGACACCAAGCUCACACCAGUGUUUAAAUUUAAGACAACCACAAGCUCAUUAGCUAGCAUAGAAAAACACCCGGAAAAUCCUGUAAAAUAACUAGAAUGAAACUUAUAUAUAAGAUAUAUAAUAAGAUAUGCAAGGCAGUUCUUCAGUGCAUCAGUGCGGAAUGAAAGCAAUUUUACAAUUGAUGUUACAUCAUUCAUAUUUCCUACAGUCAAGUUGUCUCAACCUGCUACUCGUUAAAUGAAGAAAAUUGUGGGGAUAUUUCGCUAAUUAGUUGUCCAGUGUUUUAAGUUUAGUGCAGCUCAGCUACCUGUUUACAUUUGUUACUUGCCUUACUUAGUAUGUUACAUUUUUCCUAACCAGAUUACCUGUUUCUACCAGUUGCUAGUCUACAUUCUGUGUGUAGCUAAAGUUCAAGUAGUUGUCAGGAAUAUCACAUUUCAGCAAAUGUUUUCACGUCUCUUUACUAGCCUUUCUUUUAUGCUAAAUGAAGCCACGUGUCUCCUGCUUAUCUACCACUUUGUAUCUACUGUACAGAUAUGACAGUGGUAUCACUUUUGUCAUAUCACAAGAAAGUAAAUAUCUAUGUUUUCCACCAUUUCAACUAUUCAUUUAAAAGUCUUUAUUUUGUAUUCUAUUGUCUUUCUGAUGUUGUUCUUCGGGAACCACAGCAUAGAAAAAAAUCUUAGGGACUUGCAGACAAAGGGAUAAUAAAACAAUAUAUAAACCAUGA
Messenger RNA from Oreochromis aureus, 4615 nucleotides. It is a transcript of the gene hapln1b, whose product is annotated as hyaluronan and proteoglycan link protein 1b. The record is from RefSeq and is a predicted model, not a curated record. The coding region runs from base 380 to 1441 and encodes 353 amino acids. Gene Ontology annotation, biological process: cell adhesion. The transcript has 6 exons. Gene Ontology annotation, molecular function: hyaluronic acid binding. Lineage: Eukaryota; Metazoa; Chordata; Actinopteri; Cichliformes; Cichlidae.